CACACUCGCUCUCGUUCUCUCUCGAGUAAUCCCUAGCAAUCGACGGAGAGACUCACCUCAUUCUUUCGACUCUCUUAUUCUGCCGCUUCUUUCUCGCCGGCGGUUUUCUCCUCUCUGCCGCCUCAAUUUUCCGGUGAUCAGCUCCGUUCGCAGCCACAGGCAAAGGGAGCAACAAAGCCUCUGGAAUGAUUUGUUAUGGCCCAACAGUCAUCUAGGCUUCAGCGGUUGCUUACUCUGUUGGAUACUGGGUCAACCCAAGCGACAAGGUUGACUGCUGCUCGUCAGAUAGGGGAAAUUGCAAAAUCACACCCUCAAGACUUGAACAGUCUUCUUAAGAAGGUUUCUCAAUAUCUGCGCAGCAAAAAUUGGGAGACAAGAGUCGCUGCUGCUCAUGCAAUUGGGUCUAUUGCUGAGAAUGUUAAACACACAAGUUUGAAUGAACUUACUACAUCUGUUGUAUCAAAAAUAUCUGAGAAUGGGAUAUCAUGUAGUGUUGAGGAUCUUUGUGCAUGGACAUAUUUGCAAUCAAGAAUUACAGGAAGCUCAUUUAGAAGUUUUGACAUGAGCAAGGUGCUUGAAUUUGGAGCUUUAUUAGCAUCUGGAGGACAGGAAUAUGAUAUUGUAAGUGAUAAUAUAAAGAACCCAAAGGAGCGACUGGUACGCCAAAAGCAAAAUCUUCGACGCCGUUUAGGUUUGGAUGUUUGUGAACAAUUUAUGGAUAUGAGUGAUGUAAUAAGAGAUGAAGAUCUUAUGACACACAAGUCAGAUUCACAUCCCAAUGGAAUAGAUCAUGGAGUUUUUACUUCUUCUUCUGUGCAUAACAUCCAGAAAAUGGUUGCAAACAUGGUUCCUAGUGUCAAAUCAAAGUGGCCAAGUGCAAGAGAACUGAAUCUUCUAAAGCGCAAAGCAAAAAUAAACUCAAAGGACCAGACAAAAAGCUGGGUCGAAGAUGGUGUUACCGAUCCAUCAGGUGCUCAGAAUUCGGCUUCGAAAGCCACGUAUCCUGAGUCAGUUAAUUACAAUAAGGUAUUCAUGGAUGUUAAUCAUGAUGAUGAUGGCCUUGACCAUGAUGGGGAUGGACAAUGGCCUUUCCACACUUUUGUUGAGCAACUUAUUAUUGAUAUGUUUGAUCCAGUUUGGGAGAUCCGACAUGGUAGUGUGAUGGCACUGAGAGAAAUUUUAACACAUCAAGGUGCUUCUGCUGGGGUAUUGAAACAUGACUUACGCUUGGGUGGGAACUUUAUGGUCGAAUUAGAAGACAAAAGUAUAACUAUUGAAAAAAAAGAAGACAGUAGUAUGUCAAAUAUAUUGAAGAGAGAGAGGGAGAUUGAUUUGAAUAUGCAAGUUUCUGCAGAUGAGUUUGACUCAAACUUGAAGAGACCAAAACUUGAAAAUGUAACAUCAUCAACCUCGAUGGAUAGUCUAAUUACUUGCAGCAAUGAAGGUGAUACUAAAAUCAGCAUUAGUUCUGAAACCUCUGGGUACAAUUUACCUUUGGAUUGUGUAAAUGGGCAAUUUAAUUGUAAUUCUGUUGAGAUGGAUGUGGUAUCUUUCUCUGAUGGACUGCAAGAUGCAUGCAAGGAACCUACUAUUGUAGCAGAGCAGAAGGGUUAUUCUGAAGAGAUUCCCUCCAGAAAUCUUAAUGUGCUGAGAAAUGUUCCCCAGAAUUCCGAGCUGAUGAGCAUGGUUAAAGUUGCCAGAAGUUCAUGGUUGCGAAACUGUGGAUUUCUUCAAGAUUGUGUGAUACGCUUUUUGUGUGUGUUGUCACUAGACCGCUUUGGAGAUUAUGUAUCCGAUCAGGUUGUUGCUCCAGUGCGUGAAACCUGUGCACAGGCAUUAGGUGCGGCAUUUAAGUACAUGCAUCCGGCACUGGUAAAUGAAACAUUGAAUAUAUUGUUGAAAAUGCAGUGUAGACCAGAAUGGGAGAUUCGUCAUGGAAGUCUUCUAGGUAUCAAAUAUUUGGUUGCUGUGCGGCAGGAGUUGCUACCUGACUUGCUUGGACUUGUUCUUCCUGCAUGUAAAUCUGGGUUGGAGGACCCGGAUGAUGAUGUCCGAGCUGUUGCUGCUGAUGCCUUAAUACCAGCUUCAGCUGCAAUCGUUGCAUUGCAGGGUCCAACAUUGCGCACAAUUGUGAUGCUGCUGUGGGAUAUAUUGCUUGAUUUGGAUGAUUUAAGUCCAUCCACUAGCAGUGUUAUGAAUUUGCUGUCAGAAAUUUAUUCUCAAGAAGAGAUGGUCCCAAUGAUGUAUGAAGUUCUUAGAUUGGGAGACAACGGAAUAUCUAUUCAAAAUGGAGUCGGGGGUGGUGAUGAUGAUGAUGAUGAUGAAGAAAAUCCUUAUGUGCUUUCAACGUUGGCACCACGUUUGUGGCCUUUUAUGAGGCAUAGUAUCAGCUCUGUCCGGUAUUCAGCAAUGCGGACUCUGGAGAGGCUACUUGAAGCUGGAUAUAAGAGAAGAAUGUCCGAGUUGUCUAAUGCUUCGUUUUGGCCCUCUAUCAUAUUUGGAGAUACCCUUAGAAUUGUAUUUCAGAAUCUGCUAUUGGAAACAAAUGAGGAUAUUUUGCAAUGUUCAGAGAGAGUGUGGAGUCUCCUUGUUAAGUGUUCUGUGGAGGACUUGGAUACUGCUGCGAGAUCUUACAUGGCUUCUUGGAUAGAACUUGCUUCUACACCAUUUGGUUCAGCAUUAGAUGCCUCAAAGAUGUUUUGGCCUGCUGCAUUUCCAAGGAAAAGUCAAUUUAGAGCUGCUGCUAAAAUGAGAGCUGUGAAGUCUGAAUAUGAUUAUGGUGGGGAUUUUGGUCUUGAUUCUACAAAAGGAUCUGUUCCACAAGAAAGAAAUGGUGAUGCUGCUAUGGAUUCAGUGAAGAUAGUUGUUGGUGCUGAUGUGGACACAUCUGUUACUCAUACACGGGUGGUUACAGCAACUGCAUUGGGAAUUUUUGCCUCUAAGCUGCCAGAGGAUUCUUUGAAGUAUGUUGUUGAUCCACUCUGGAGGUCUCUAACCUCUUUGUCUGGUGUUCAACGUCAGGUUGCAUCUAUGGUACUCAUUUCUUGGUUCAAGGAGAUUAAGAGGACAAAUUCAUCAGAUUCACUUCUUCCAUAUGCUGAACUUUCAAGAACUUAUUCAAAGAUGCGUAAUGAGGCUGGUCAAUUGCUAAAUGCUAUCAAGUCUUCUGGUAUGUUUGAUGAGUUAUUGUCAACUACCAAAAUUGAGUUGGAUAGCUUGAGUGUGGAUGGUGCCAUUAGUUUUGCAUCAAAAGUUCCAGCAGUGUGUAAUGAUAGUUCUCUGAAUGAGUCCUUGAUAAAGAAUACUUUAGAUGAUAUAGAAUCCACAAAACAGAGGCUCUUGACAACUUCUGGCUAUUUGAAAUGUGUGCAGAGUAAUUUGCAUGUUACAGUCUCAUCUGCAGUUGCAGCUGCUGUUGUUUGGAUGUCUGAAUAUUCUUCUCGGCUUACCCCAAUCAUUUUGCCUUUGAUGGCUUCAAUCAGACGAGAGCAGGAGGAAAUACUGCAAAUGAAGUCAGCUGAAGCACUUGCUGAGCUAAUAUAUCAUUGUGUUGCUCGUAGGCCAUGCCCAAAUGAUAAGUUAAUUAAAAAUAUAUGCAGUAUGACAUGCUUGGAUCCUUCCGAGACCCCUCGAGCUAAACUCAUUUGCUCCAUGGAGAGUAUUGAUGACCAAGGUCUUCUGUCGUUUGGAACUCCUGUGAGCAAACAUAAAUCAAAGGUCCAUGUUUUGGCUGGUGAAGAUCGAUCAAAAGUGGAAGGGUUCAUAAGUAGACGUGGGUCGGAAUUAGCGUUGAGGCUUUUGUGCGAGAAGUUUGGUGCUUUGUUAUUUGAUAAGCUUCCUAAGCUGUGGGAUUGCCUUACUGAGGUGCUUAAACCUAGCUCCUCUGAAUCUCCAGCAGUCACUAAUGAAAAACAAGCUACUAUGGCUGUUGAGUCUAUUAGUGAUCCCCAGAUAUUGAUUAACAAUAUUCAGGUGGUACGAUCUAUUGCGCCCUUGUUAAAUGAGGAGUUAAAGCCAAAAUUAUUGACACUUCUCCCGUGCAUUUUUAAAUGCAUUCAACAUUCUCAUGUUGCAGUUAGAUUAGCUGCUUCACGCUGCAUCACUUCCAUGGCCCGGUCAAUGACUGUGAAAGUUAUGAGUGCUGUGGUUGAAAAUGCUAUCCCAAUGUUGGAAGAUGCAUCAUCAGUUCAUGCUCGUCAAGGAGCAGGCAUGUUGAUUAAUUUUCUUGUUCAGGGCCUGGGGGUAGAGUUGGUCCCUUACGCUCCAUUGUUGGUAGUUCCACUUCUAAGGUGCAUGAGUGACUGUGAUCAGUCUGUCAGGCAGAGUGUGACCCAUAGUUUUGCUGCUCUUGUGCCUUUACUUCCUUUGGCACGAGGCCUUCCUCAACCAGUUGGAUUGGGGGAAGGUAUAUCUAGAAAUGCUGAUGAUUUGCAAUUUUUGGAGCAACUGCUUGACAACUCCCACAUUGAAGAUUACAAGUUAUGCACUGAAUUGAAAGUCACAUUGAGAAGGUACCAACAAGAAGGCAUAAAUUGGUUAGCUUUUUUGAAACGUUUCAAGCUUCAUGGAAUUUUAUGUGAUGACAUGGGGCUUGGUAAGACGCUUCAGUCAUCGGCUAUUGUGGCCUCUGAUAUUGCUGAGCAUCGAACUCAGUCUGGGAAUGGAGAUCUUCUACCAUCUUUGAUUAUUUGCCCAUCAACCCUAGUUGGACACUGGGCCUUUGAGAUAGAGAAAUAUAUUGAUGUUUCAGUUAUAUCUUGUCUUCAGUACGUUGGUUCUGCUCAGGACCGAAUGAUUCUUCGAGAUCAUUUUUGCAAGCAUAACGUCAUUAUAACAUCAUAUGAUGUUGUCCGUAAAGACAUCGAUUAUUUGGGACAGCUUCUGUGGAAUUACUGCAUUUUAGAUGAAGGGCAUAUAAUCAAGAAUGCUAAGUCCAAAGUUACACUUGCUGUAAAGCAGUUAAAAGCCCAACACCGCUUGAUAUUGAGUGGGACUCCAAUACAGAAUAACAUCAUGGACUUGUGGUCCCUUUUUGAUUUUCUAAUGCCUGGAUUUCUUGGAACAGAGAGACAGUUCCAAGCAACAUAUGGAAAACCGCUUUUAGCUGCUAGAGAUCCAAAAUGCUCAGCCAAAGAUGCCGAAGCAGGAGCACUUGCUAUGGAGAGAUUGCAUAAGCAGGCUAUGCCUUUUCUCCUUCGUAGAACAAAGGAUGAGGUCUUAUCUGAUCUUCCGGAGAAAAUAAUUCAAGACAGAUACUGUGAUUUGAGCCCUGUACAAUUUAAACUCUAUGAACAGUUUUCUGGUUCUCACGUAAAACAAGAAAUGUCAUCUAUUGUGACAACGAAUGAGUCAGCUGGAGCAGAAGGAAGCAGCAGUUCAACUAAAGCAUCUUCACAUGUUUUCCAGGCACUUCAAUACUUGCUGAAGCUGUGUAGUCAUCCAUUGCUUGUCAUCAAUGAUAAGGUUUUAGAUUCACUUUCGACCAUCCUCUCCGGAGUGUUACCGGGUGUUUCUGACAUCAUUUCAGAACUUCACAACCUCCAUCAUUCGCCAAAAUUAGUUGCUCUUCAGGAGAUUCUUGAAGAGUGUGGAAUUGGAGUUGAUGCUUCUGGUUCUGAGGGUUCUGUUAACGUUGGGCAGCACAGGGUAUUGAUAUUUGCUCAACACAAGGCUUUUCUGGAUAUAAUAGAAAGAGAUUUGUUUCAGACACACAUGAAAAAUGUUACAUACUUGCGGCUAGAUGGAUCAGUUGAGCCAGAAAAGCGUUUUGACAUUGUCAAAGCAUUCAAUUCAGAUCCUACCAUUGAUGUCUUACUGCUUACAACACACGUGGGUGGGCUUGGUUUGAACCUGACAUCUGCAGAUACCCUUGUUUUUGUGGAGCAUGACUGGAAUCCAAUGCGAGAUCAUCAGGCCAUGGAUAGAGCGCACAGGUUAGGUCAGAAAAAAGUUGUUAAUGUCCACCGUCUAAUAAUGCGUGGUACUUUGGAAGAGAAGGUUAUGAGUCUGCAAAGGUUUAAAGUGUCUGUGGCUAAUGCUGUGAUUAAUGCGGAGAAUGCUAGCAUGAAGACUAUGAAUACGGAUCAGUUGCUUGAUUUGUUUGCUUCAGCAGAUACCUCCAAGAAGGGUUCUUCUGCCGGGAAGAGUUUGGAAAACAACCCUGAAGGAGACGCUAAACUAGUAGGUACCGGAAAGGGGCUGAAAGCCAUACUUGGGGGAUUGGAAGAGCUAUGGGACCAAUCACAAUACACAGAAGAGUACAAUCUAAAUCAAUUCUUAGCAAAACUAAAUGGUUAAUUAAGUCAGAGGAGUGUACAUAUAUCCAACGACUACAAAUUUUGGCAUUGUAACAUCUCAUUUUUUACUCCUCCGUGCCCCCUCUCUCCCUUUUUCUUUCUUUUUCCUCCUCCUCGUCCCCCUCCUCUUUAUUAUUAUUUUUUUUCCCUUUUCGGGAGUUGCUUUGUGAACACCCCCAAUGGCAGGCAUGUACCCUUUGGUGGUUCAGUGAUGUGUAGAGAAAUGGAAUAGUGACGGCUUCUGGGAGGGGAUGGAGUCCCAUUAAUUUUUGGAAUUUUGUAUAUAUACAAUCAGUCCUAAUGAUAAUUAUAGUUUUAGCCUUUGUUAACA
Molecule: messenger RNA, 6627 nt
Organism: Arachis duranensis
Lineage: Eukaryota; Viridiplantae; Streptophyta; Magnoliopsida; Fabales; Fabaceae
Product: TATA-binding protein-associated factor BTAF1-like
Molecular function (GO): ATP binding; ATP-dependent chromatin remodeler activity; ATP hydrolysis activity
Source: RefSeq, a predicted model, not a curated record